CCUCGAGCUACAGCCUACAAAUAUACGUUCCCAUGCGUAUCAUUUUGUAUAUAAGUAGCAAGUAAUGAGACUUUCUUCCCAUGCCUGCCUAGCUAUAAAAAUCAAUCAUCCAUAGCAACUUUACCCACUCUUUGAACUAACAAAUUAAGCAUUCCUUUCUCUCUAUUUGCUCUCUCCUAGGCGAAAGAAAAUGGGUGUGCCUAAUAAUGCGGGAACUAUUGUGGUGGUUUUAUUUCUUAGUAUACUCUGCAAUGUUGUACCAAGUUUGGGCACGACCUUCAACGUCGGAGGUUCAGAUGGCUGGGGACUUGCCGGUGAUUAUAAAAGCUGGUCUAAGGGCAAGACUUUCAAAGUUGGAGAUACUCUGGUGUUCAAAUACCCAGACGGGCACACGGUGAACGAAGUAAGUGAGGGUGACUACAACUCCUGCACCGCCGCGAACUCCAUCACCUCCGACAGCAGCGGCACCACCACCGUCGCUCUCAAGACUGCCGGAAACCACUACUUCAUCUGCUCCUCCGCCGGCCACUGCGCCAACGGAAUGAAGCUGGCCGUCAACGUCGUAAAGGACUCUGGCUCACCCACACCGUCAUCCCCUGCCGCCGAUUCCACCUCUACUUCUCCAUCGACGCCUCCCAAGAAAGGGUCUUCUUCCUCGGCUGCCGCUUCUCUUCCCUUAGUUCCAUGGCUCGCGAUGAUCAGCUUGGUAGCGGCUGUGAUGAUAUGAUCGAUGAUGGUUCAUCUGGUCCGGCCAGGAUGGAGGCAGUGCGUGCUCUGUAUUUCGUUAAUUUCUUCUCUAAUUAGUAAUCAGUAAUGAAGAUUUCUCGUGUUCAUGUUUUACUCUGUCUGUUUUUGUAUCUACAUUUGGGCGUGAUCACCUAGUUUAAUGACUCUAUAUCAUGGAUUCUGUUGCCUUAAUUUGUUUUGUAGGGGUAAAUUUAUACUUUGCUCAUUGUUAGUAACUACGGAGUACUACUUAGGAUUGAUGAAAUUUGGUAUCUCAAAACCUAUUUAAG
Messenger RNA from Cuscuta epithymum, 1016 nucleotides. Lineage: Eukaryota; Viridiplantae; Streptophyta; Magnoliopsida; Solanales; Convolvulaceae. The record is from the annotation of a GenBank genome assembly.